Molecule: messenger RNA, 3382 nt
Organism: Talpa occidentalis (Iberian mole)
Lineage: Eukaryota; Metazoa; Chordata; Mammalia; Eulipotyphla; Talpidae
Gene: COL6A2
Product: collagen type VI alpha 2 chain
Source: RefSeq, a predicted model, not a curated record
CCCAGACGGUCCGGUCCGCGGUCAGGACGCCGGGCGCCGCCGACAUGCUGCCCCGCGGCCCCCGCGCGCUGCUGCUCUGCGCGCUGCUGGGCGUCCUCCAGGCCCAGCAGCAGGAGCUCGUCUCGCCCGGCCCCGCCGACAGAGGCAGCAGCUGCCCAGAGAAGGCGGACUGCCGCGUGAACGUGUACUUCGUGCUGGACACGUCGGAGAGCGUGGCCAUGCAGUCGCUCGACAGCGCGCUCUACCACAUGCGCGAGUUCGCGCGGCAGCUCGUGAGCCAGCUGCAGGACGAGCUGUACCGCGGGCAGGUGGCGCUGAGCUGGCGCCAGGGCGGCCUGCACUUCUCCGACCGCGUGCGCGUCUUCAGCGAGCCCGACAGCGACCGCGCGACCUUCCUCAACCGCCUGGACACCAUCGACUCGUUCCGCCGCGGCACCUUCACGGACUGCGCGCUGGCCAACAUGAGCGAGGUGCGGCGCCACCCCAGCCCCGCCGCCGCGCGCUUCGCCGUGGUCAUCACCGACGGCCACGUCACCGGCAGCCCGUGCGGCGGCGUCAAGCUGCAGGCCGAGCGCGCGCGCGAGGAGGGGCUGCGCCUGUUCGCCGUGGCGCCCAACCAGCACCUGCGCGAGCAGGGCCUGCGCGACAUCGCCAGCGCCCCGCACGAGCUCUACCGCGCCGCCUACGCCGUGAUGCGGCCCGACUCCCCCGCCAUCGACCAGGACACCAUCAACCGCAUCAUCAAGGUCAUGAAACACGAGGCCUACGCAGAGUGCUACAAGGUGAGCUGCCUGGAGCUCCCCGGGCCGGCCGGCCCCAAGGGCUACCGCGGACAGAAGGGUGCCAAGGGCAACAUGGGUGAGCCCGGAGAGCCAGGACAGAAGGGACGACAGGGAGACCCCGGCAUCGAAGGCCCCAUCGGAUUCCCGGGACCCAAGGGUGUUCCUGGCUUCAAAGGAGAGAAGGGGGAGUUUGGAGCCGACGGGAGGAAAGGGCGCGUCCGGCUGGCCGGCAAGAACGGGACCGAUGGACAGAAGGGCAAGCUGGGCCGCAUCGGACCUCCCGGCUGCAAGGGCGACCCCGGGAGCAGGGGCCCCGAUGGCUACGCAGGGGAAGCCGGCAGUCCUGGCGAGCGGGGAGAACAAGGCACCAAGGGGGACCCUGGCCGCCCAGGACGCAGAGGCCCCCCGGAGACAGCGGGGCCAAAGGCAGCAAGGCAAGGCUACCAAGGCAACAACGGCUCCCCCGGCAGUCCCGGCGUGAAGGGGGCCAAGGGCGGGCCCGGGCCCCGAGGACCCAGAGGCGAGCCUGGGCGCCGAGGAGACCCUGGAACCAAGGGUGGUCCCGGCAGCGAUGGCCCCAAGGGAGAGAAGGGGGACCCUGGCCCCGAGGGGCCCCGGGGUCUGGCCGGAGAGAUCGGCAACAAAGGCGCCAAGGGAGACCGCGGCCUGCCUGGACCCAGAGGCCCCCCAGGCGCCCCGGGAGAACCCGGCAAGCAGGGAUCUCGGGGAGACCCCGGUGACGCCGGUCCCCGCGGUGACUCCGGACCGCCAGGCCCCAAGGGAGACCCCGGCAGGCCGGGAUUCAGCUACCCAGGACCGCGCGGAGAGCCCGGGGAGAAGGGAGAGCCCGGCCCGCGAGGCCCCGAGGGCGGCAGAGGCGACUUCGGGGUGAAGGGACAGCCCGGGAGGAAAGGCACCAAGGGCGAGCCUGGAGACCCCGGCUCCCCCGGGGAGCCCGGCCCGCGCGGACCAAGAGGAGCUCCGGGACCUGAGGGACAGCCCGGGCCCCCCGGAGACCCCGGCCUCACGGAGUGCGACGUCAUGACCUACGUGCGGGAGACGUGCGGCUGCUGCGACUGCGAGAAGCGCUGCGGCGCGCUGGACGUGGUGUUCGUCAUCGACAGCUCGGAGAGCAUCGGCUACACCAACUUCACGCUGGAGAAGAACUUCGUCAUCAACGUGGUCAACAGGCUGGGCGCCAUCGCCAAGGACCCCAAGUCGGAGACGGGGACCCGCGUGGGCGUCGUGCAGUACAGCCACGAGGGCACCUUCGAGGCCAUCCAGCUGGACGACGAGCGCGUGGACUCGCUGGCCAGCUUCAAGGAGGCCGUCAAGAACCUCGAGUGGAUCGCGGGGGGCACCUGGACGCCCUCGGCCCUCAAGUUCGCCUACAACCAGCUCAUCAAGGACAGCCGGCGCCAGAAGACGCGCGUGUUCGCCGUGGUCAUCACGGACGGCCGCCACGACCCGCGCGACGACGACCUGCACCUGCAGGCGCUGUGCGCGCCCGACGUGACGGUCACGGCCAUCGGCAUCGGCGACAUGUUCCACGAGGGGCACGAGAGCGAGAGCCUGACGUCCAUCGCCUGCCACAAGCCGCAGCACGUGCGCAGCAUGACGCUCUUCUCCGACCUGGUGGCCGAGAAGUUCAUCGACGACAUGGAGGACGUGCUGUGCCCGGACCCGCAGAUCGUGUGCCCGGACCUCCCGUGCCAAACAGAGCUGUCGGUCGCCCAGUGCACGCAGCGGCCAGUGGACAUCGUGUUCCUGCUGGACGGCUCCGAGCGGCUGGGCGAGCAGAACUUCCUCAAGGCACGGCGCUUCGUGGAAGAGGUGUCCCGGGAGCUGACGCUGGCGCGCAGGGACGACGACCCGCUCAACGCGCGCGUGGCCCUGCUGCAGUUUGGGGGCCCGCUGGAGCAGCAGCUGGCCUUCCCGCUGACCUUCAACCUGACGGCCAUCCAGGCGGCACUGGAGAACACGCGCUACCUCAACUCCUUCUCGCACGUGGGCGCGGGCAUCGUGCACGCCAUCAACCACGUGGUGCGCGGCCAUCCGGCCGGGGCGCGCAGGCACGCGGAGCUGUCCUUCGUGUUCCUCACGGACGGCGUCACGGGCAACGACAGCCUGGAGGAGGCGGUGCACUCCAUGCGCAAGGAGAACGUGGUGCCCACCGUGGUGGCCGUGGGCGGCGACGUGGACGCCGACGUGCUGGCCAAGAUCAGCCUGGGCGACGCGACCGCCGUCUUCCGCGAGAAGGACUACGACAGCCUGGCGCAGCCCGGCUUCUUCGACAGGUUCAUCCGCUGGAUCUGCUAGCGCCGCGGCGUGCUGCCGCGGGGCCCUGUCUCCUCCAGGCGGCGGGACCCCAACCCGGCUCCCUGGCCGCCCAGCCCCCCACCUCCUCUCCCACCCGCAGCACUGCAGGCCCCGCACCCCGGCGCACCUCCCCGCGGUGCCCGCAGGAGCCGGCACCCCCGCCUCCCAGGCAUGCUGGGGCGCCUCGGCCUCGCCAGCGGGGCUCGCACCGGGCAGACUCAGCUGUGCGCGCAGGCCCCGCGCGCCCGUCCCUAGACCCAAUAAAGGCUUUGACCGCCUGC